This is a messenger RNA of Vitrella brassicaformis, 2100 nucleotides long. NCBI's taxonomy places the organism in Eukaryota, Vitrellaceae. The record is from the annotation of a GenBank genome assembly.
UCACGCCUCUUCACCGUCCUCAUCUGCGCAGGAAUGGAUUGACACCAGCAGAAGAGCCCAAUGUGUGCUGCACUCCUGUGUGUAUGUGCGCGUGUGUGAGUGUGUGCCUGGAUACAUACCUAGGAACAGAUACAAGGCGUCGUCCCACUUCUGGAACGGCAGUGUUGUGUCAUGUCGAUGAAGCAGCUCCACAAUGGAGUCCACUAUCGCCUGCGACUGCUUUGCCAGUCCAAGCGUCUCGCCGUGCACCAGUGCGCCGGCCUUCUCGUCGUAUUUGUAGAAGUGGCAGCGACGUAAGGUGUCCACUAUGCAGCCGUAUCUCAAAGCCUGCUCACACACACACACACACACACACACAAAUGCAUAGAACAAGACCUCACCCCUCUGGCGUGGCGCGACCAAUGGCGCGACCAACCUCUUUCUCGAGGCGCAACUUGAGGGCAUCCUCCGGCUUCGCGUCCCGGUCAAUGCCGACCAGCACCCACACCUUCCUCGGGUAUUCAUCUAUCAGUUCUGGGGCGUUCGUGUCCUUCUCAAUCAAAAAGGACACUGAGAUGGCGUCAUUGUCUUGGUCAUAUGGCCUGGCCCGAACACGCCAGUCGGUCUGGAGCUGCAUCUGCUCGAACAGCGGCCACACAUAGUAACACACCGUCAGCAGAUUCCGCUGCUUCAGGUCUGCCUGCAAGAAGCUGCACAUAAUUAGACAGACAAACCACGCAGCACACACAGCACAGAGAAACCACGAGGCGGAAAGACAAUGAUGCUGGCCUGGCUGUCUCUCCCUCCCAUGUCCAUCUGCCUGCGUGUGUUGGUCUGUGACGUACUCUCCGCCGAUCCUGCCAGCCAUCCAUUGCCUGUUGACUAAUUCGUCAGGGAGUUUGAUCCUGGGCAGCGGUGGGAGGUGCUGCCGGACUUCUUCAGCACCACGCCCAUACACAGCACCAGCGGGAGUGCCUGAAGCCACCGACACCCACGCAUGGAUACAGCACAGCACACGGAUGUAAUAUAUAUCUGCGUGGCACGGACCCCGUUUCAUUUCAUGCAGUGCAGUGCAGUACGUAAGUGAUCUCACCCGGCGGCACACCAUCUGGCUGUGGCUGCUUCGACGGCACAGCUGCUGAUGUCACCGUCGCCGGCAGCACACUUGCCGCCACCGCUUCUCUUUUCCACCAAUCUCGUGUGCCAGGUCUCUCAGGCACCGCCACGGGACCACCAUCACUCUGAUGGGAAAGAGAGAAGUCACAAAGAUCUCCGUGUGCGAUGCAGCCCUUGACCUGCUGGCGAACCUUUUUUGCCGCUGUCCGAAGCGCCCGGCGCGACGUCAGUGCGGUCUGGUGACCAAAGGGAGGCACAAACGAAUGCACCCCCCUGACAACGGCGGCGGACGAACUCGUGAGGGAGAAGAUGAUGAGCAAGCAACCCAUGAUGAAGUUCCUGUCGGGCUGCGUUCGCAACGGAACCGAAGGGGUUUCUUUGACCACUACACUCAGAGAGAGAGAGAGAGAGCUGUGUGUGUGCAUGACUGUGUCAUUUUGCACUAAAGGGGCUGGUUACCAUUGGCAGCGGCCGACGCGGCAGAUGAAGAUGGCUCGUCAGCUAUAGAGUCACCGGCUCCUUCACAAGCAGCAGCAGAGAUAGUCACAUCUGCGCACCUGCGAACAAACACAGGAUGAACAUCAUACGAGUGAAUGCGAUGAAUGGCGCCUCAUCGAUAUGUGAGCCGCCGAGGGGCUUGUUUUUCGCUUGCCGUACCUCCGUUGGCUCCUCGACAGCUGCAGCCCUGUCAGCCAUCGCCAGGCGUUGAACAUGCCGGGGAAGGAAACGGCUGAACGGCACUUGAAAGUGUCGGAAAUCUGCGACAAACACACAGACAUCACACACACUGUCACUGCUGAUGCCAGUAGGCCCUCCUGCCCGCCCUAUCUCACCUCAAUGCGUCAGAUCAACAGCACUCAGACAGAUGGGCGGCGCCAUCUCUGUGGAUCGAUGACAUCACGACAUCUCUUUGGGCAUCUCCCACAGACUCUGCAACGCCCCGCUGUCGCAAAACACGGAGAGAGAGGGGGCCUUGCUGCCUACAGUCCAAGCUCGCAGGGACAU